AUGAACAGCACCCCAGGAGACAUGAGGGAUGCUCCUGCCCCAAGCCACCGGCAGUGUCUUCUGCCCUCUGUGGCUCACACUCCCUCUGUCACUGAGGUGACACCAGCUAAGAAGAUAACCUUCCUUAAGCGGGGGGAUCCCCAAUUUGCUGGGGUCCGCCUGGCUGUUCACCAGCGAACUUUCAAGACCUUCAGCGCCCUAAUGGAUGAACUGUCUCAGCGCAUGCCUCUUUCCUUCGGGGUGCGCUCUGUCACCACACCCCGGGGCUUACAUGGCCUCAGUACCCUGGAGCAGCUGCAAGAUGGGGGCUGCUACCUCUGCUCCGAUAAGAAGCCCCCUAAAACUCCCCGAGAGCCAGGCCGGCUACAAAGGAAAAGCCCCUCUGCUGGGCAGUCACGGGGGUUUGAAGGUGGCCAUGAAGCUCCACGAACAUCCUCUUCCUGGAAGGGUCUCAUGGCUCCACGGAGGCUGACACUGGUGAAGAAUGGGGAUCCUAGAUGCCAGCAGACAGUGGUUCUAAGUCACAGGAACAUCAGGAGCCUGAAGGCCUUCCUCGUCAAAGCCUCCGAGCUUCUGUGCUUUCCGGUGAAGCAGGUGUACACAAUCAGCGGGAAGAAGGUGGACUCUCUGCAGACACUCCUGGAUGGUCCCUCCCUGCUGGUGUGUGCUGGGAACGAGGCCUUCAGACGUCUGGAGAUAGAAAAUGUUGGAGGGACCAGGACCAGAACCUUAUCUGGUGUGACUGCAAGGAGUGGACAUGGUUUCUGGGGACCAAACGCCAAACAGAGUGUGAUGCACUCGAGGGCUGGGUCUGGCAGCAGGCUGUGCCAGUUGUCCUUGAUGUCAGAGAGACCUGGUCUCAGUGACCAUCCGGCACCGGGUCUUCAAGCCUGGGCAGGGCCUGCUUUGGACAGGUGCCCUCAGGACACACCUGCCCCACCUGGCUCCCUGGUGGCUGCUGAUGACGUGGAGAAGAAGGUCUGCAUGAAUGAGGAUGGCAGCCUGUCUGUGGAGAUGAAAGUCCGCUUCCAGCUUCUGGGCGAGGAUACCCUGCGGUGGUCACAGAGGGUGGGGCAUGCCAGUGUCUUCACCCCAGCCAAUGGGGAGGGCCAGGUCCUGAGGGAGGCUGAUCCCUUCUGCUGCAGACAAGAGGGUCACCCUUGGGGGUUCUUGGCACAUGGAGCACAGGGACUGGGUCCCUGUGAUGGAGGAUACCAGCGAGUCUUUGAUUUGGACCAGGAAUCACAGCCCAACUAUGACAUUUGGAGGAACCCCUUUACCACCCCUGGGGGUACAGGUCCAACUCAGAGGAGGAGGUGGGGGCUGUCUAAGCUUUCUGGAUGCAGGAGCCACUGCAGCCAGGGGGCCAAUGAUAGGAAAGGACAUGGCAACUAUUGUGCCAGCCCAGUGUCAAGUUCCAGGCACCCUAGAAGUGCCCAGCCAGGCUCCUGCUGUCCCUGGACUCCAGAAGGUGAGACAGACAGCGACACCUUGCACCCAGUUUCUUCAGCUUCUUCCCCAAGUGGGGCUGAGCUAGAAGCUGGGAAGGGCCCCUGCCUAGUGGACACAGGACCCUGGGGCUUGGGACCUGAGACUCAAGGUAUAGAAAGGGCCCUUUCUGAUACAUCAGUCAGUGCUGAGUCUCAUGAGGGGUCCAGUGAGUAUGCUGACCAGAACCACAGAGGCUCAAGCCAGGCAAGGGUCAUGGUGUCCCAGGGGAAAGCCAUCCAAGGUGACAGGUCCUGUGUUUCCACCCAGAGCCUCUUAUCUUUGAGCCACAUGGACUGUCAGACAGAGAAGUGUAAAUGGAGCACCAGGUGUCAGGAGGCCGGAGGUGAGCCUGAGCUGAGACUGCCCCUGGUUCCAAGCCAUUCUGGCUCUCAGGACACACAGAGAGGUGCUCUCCCAGCUCCUGCCAGCGCCCCAGCCCAACGGAGGCAGAAAAGGCAGAAGGGGCUAGCUGGUGUUGCAUACUUGCCCAAUGUCUCUGUCCCUUACCAAGGGGCUCAGAAAGGCCAUGCCAGGCAAUGUCAUUAUUGUAGGGACAUUCAACCCUCACUGGACACAGCCUUGCAAAUGCCAAUGCCUCAGGAAGGAGAAAAGGCUUACUCACCCAGUGCUGGGACCCAGGCCUUCGGGCAUCUUAGAUCACCAUUCUCUAGGUCUCUUGACUUUCAAGACCCACAAGCCACCAGCCAAACCACCAUCAUACCCACCAGUGACUCGGACUGUACUUCCAGCUUUUACCAUCACACUUGCUCUGCAGAGCCAGUAGGGGACACUGAGAGCCAAGCUCACCCUCCAGCUCCCACACCUGUUCACAAAGAAGAGGUAGGCUGCCUGUGGGAAGCGGCAGGGACCACUCCUGAGCCUUUCUCGUCCUCUGUUUUGCUGGACAGAUGGCCUGAGGCAGAAGACCCAGGAACCCACCAAGAUUGCUGCUGUUCACAGGCUGGGGCCUCUGCCCUCACGGGCCCCAGUGGUCAAACCCAGGCCUCCAUCUCUGAGGCCCGCUGGGGGGCCAGCAGCUUCUGCCCAACUGCCCCCCAGGAGCAAACAUGUUCCAGAAAGGAUCCCACAAGCAGCAGUGGUCUCAGCAGUGACCACAGUCAAGCUGGUGGCCAUGCUGAGCCCGGGAAGACUCUGCUGGGGAAGUCCCCCAGUACCAGGGGAAGCCUGGAGCAGCAGGAAGAGGAUGGUUUGACACCCAGUGCUCUGCCCUACACCUCUCCAGAUGCUGUGGUUCGUGAGUGGCUAGGAAACAUCCCAGAAAAGCCGGCACUCAUGACAUGUGAGAUGGAAGGUGAGACCACAGAGGUGGCCAGUGAUGACCCAGAAAGUGCCAAGGAGGCUCUUGGUGAUGACUGUUCUUUGAAAGUCCUGAGGGAAUUUGCUCAGGCCAGACAGCAGCCCCCAGAAGGGGUCACUGAUGAGCAUCCAGAGCUGGCAGGAGACCUCCCAGGGUCUGGUUCUGUGACCUGCAAACCGAGAAGUGACUCCCAUCAUGGUGCAGCAUCAGGUGAAGGAGUCAAAUCCCCUGCAGAAGCUGGAAUAGGAGAAGAAACCACUGUGGACCAUGGAGUGAGCCUAUAUGCACUCCCCAGCAGGGUCUCAGCCUCCACACAGAUCAUGAAGGCCCUGCUGGGCUCCAAGCCAGACCGGCCCAGCAGUCUACCAGAGAUCUCUAGCACAGUAGCCCAAAGGCUCAGCUACUCUGCCGGGGCCCUCAUUGCCUGCCUUGCCAGGCUCCGUUUCUUUGAUGGCAAUACCAGGCUUGAAGAGUCCCCUAACUACAAGGAGAUGCUAAGCAUCUCCCAGGCCUUGUGGCCUGGGAGUGAGCUUGGGCAAGGCCAUCUGGACAUAGGCUUCAGGAAGUUCUCUUCACACCAGGCUGUGCUGGGUACUGAGGAUUUCACACCCACCUCCUCCUCUGGUGUGGAUGUCAGCAGUGGCUCCGGAGGCUCGGGUGAGGGCAGUGUGCCCUGUGCCAUGGACAACACCCUGGCUCCCCACAGGGUAGACUUACCCUUGAAAAUCUCCUCUCAAAGACCUGAUUCCAGGAACCAGGUAUACCCAGAAGCACUGAGUCAUUCCACAGCCUCAUCUGGCUCCCAGGUGUGGGCUUGUGCCACCAGUGGGGAGGAGUCAGGUAAAGGGGGCAGGAUGACAAAGUGGAGCAACACUCCAGAACAAUCCAUUGAAAGCACGGUGGUGGAAGAGGAGACAGAAGGGAGUGCAAGAGAGAGGCUACCGGAAGAUGGAGUCCGUGGGAAAGGGCUUCUAGAAGAAAGGGCUGGAGUCUGCAGCCAGGAAAUGUUUCCAGGUGGCUCUCGGGAUGGGGAGAACUCACCAGAAGACACUAGAGUGUUAAAUGAUGAAUCAGGAAGAGAAACUGCCUCAGAAGGACUGUGGUGCCUAGAUGGGAGAGAGGAACCCACAGAGUCCCCUUGCCACUUCAGUAAGAGCCACUCAAAUGUUAGUGAGGGUCAAAGUCUUAACAUUUUGGAGUCGGGGUUGGAAGGGAUGUCCACAGUGGCUGCAAUGGGCUGCGCGCAAGCCUGUAUCAAGGCCAGCUCAGGAACCAGGGAGACAAACACAUCCACGGACCACAGGAGAUCUCUGGACCCUGACCCAGUCUGGGUGUCCAAGCUGCUGAAUAAGGUAGAGAAAGACUUCAUGGCUCACCUGGCUAGUGCCACAACUGAACUCCGAGCCCGAUGGAACCUUCAGGACAACAGCCUGCUGGAUCAGAUGGUGACCGAGCUAGAGCAGGAUGUGGGCCGACGGCUUCAAGCAAGCACUGUUAGGGAAGUAAGGAAGAUCCAGAGCCGGGCAGGGAGGAUGGUCCCAGAACCCCCACGGGAAGCCCUCAGAGGGCAGACAUCGCUACAGACAGCACUGCGCAGGCGUCGCCUUCAGGGCCUGCGAAACUUCUCAGCCUUCCCUGGCCAGGGCGCCCUCUCUCUCACCCUGGAGGAUGGGGCCACUCUCAGCACAGCCUUAGGGACCAGGCCAGGUGUGGGGGCUGAGGGAGAUGAGUUCUGUCCCUGUGAAGUCUGCCUAAAGAAGAAGAUGACCCCUAGAUUCCCAAAGGGUGCCACAGCCGUUUCCAGUGCACCAGUCAGAAAGGCCUUCGACCUACAGCAAAUUCUACAGAGCAAGAAAGGAGAGGCCAUGGAGGUGGUCCCCCAGAAGUCAGGGAUGAUGUUGCCUCAGGAGGACCCUAAAACUGUACAGGGAACUCAUUGGGAGGAGGAGCUGAGGUUGGCCCCGGGGCCUGUGGUAGAUGAGGAAGGGGAAGGGAGGCAGAGGUUGAGAGGAGAGGAGGACCCUGAGUUCUUGAAAGUAGAAGGAGCUGGUUGCCCUGUGUCAGAAGAAGAUGCGGCCACUUCAAGGGGAGGGAAAAUCCAUGUCAGUGCUGCACAAGAAAACCAGCAGUUAAAGGAGAGUGUGGCUGAGGAAGAAACCCCUCACCAGAGAUUUAGAGAUGGAGACGAUUGGGAGGCUUCAGGAAGACAGGGUGAUGAUGGUCACUCUGUGGAGACUCAGGACACUUCCAGAGAAAGACAGUCAGAGGUAGAAGGAGAAAAUCAACACAAAAAGGAGAAUGACCCUUGUGGUAGUUCAGGAGAGAGGCAGGGGAGGACUGUUUCUGAAAACAUCAGCCUAGACCAAGAGGGGAGGCUCCACAACUGCCAUAGAAGGCCAGGACCCCAGCCUCACCACACAGCAGACUCCUCCAGAGCAUCAUCUCUGGGCAACUGCUCACAGGAGUCUCAGAAGGGCUCAGAAGAAGAAUUUCCAAGUAGAGAACUCAAGUGCAUCAAAGCCAAGAACAGUGGGGUCUUGCAUGCGGAGAGGGAGGUCACCAUGAUGUACCCAGAGAGUUCCUCUUCUGAAGAAGAAGCCCCUUCCAGCCCAAGACCUCCAAAGCAGGGGGAAGGAGAAGUCUGUUGUGUAGAAGACCAAGGGACAGCUGAAAGCUUGGUUUGUACCCAUGUUGAGGGUAGGGUAGAUGGCUUUGGUCAGGACGAUUUAGAUUUCUAG
This is a messenger RNA of Phodopus roborovskii (desert hamster), 5547 nucleotides long. It is a transcript of the gene Rp1l1, whose product is annotated as RP1 like 1. Gene Ontology annotation, biological process: photoreceptor cell development; axoneme assembly; intracellular signal transduction. Gene Ontology annotation, cellular component: axoneme. The record is from RefSeq and is a predicted model, not a curated record. Bases 1 to 5547 code for a protein of 1848 amino acids. Lineage: Eukaryota; Metazoa; Chordata; Mammalia; Rodentia; Cricetidae. The transcript has 3 exons.